AUGCUUUCCUCUGCUCUUACGCUCUUAUCCCUCUCUUUGCUGGGCUCUCGCGCAGCCGCUCAGACAGUUGAGCCAUUCGUUCUCGAUGGCAGACUUGACAGCGCGACUGCCAGCGAUAGCACCUACAACUCUGGUGGCACCAUUUCAGUGAACGGUUACCCCGUCACAAUCCCACAAAAUCUUCAAAUACAAUUUCCUGCUGCCUUUGCUCCAUUUGGGAAGUUUGCCAGCACAGGUGGCUUUGUGGGCCAUGAGGUGUCGGUGACUGGAAACGUUGUCAACGGCAAGGCGAUCGCUGGCCUCGUACAAAUAUCUGAAUAUCUUCUGCAAGCUAGUUCAGGCACUGUUGAGAGCAUCGACUUUGCCACUGGAACAAUGAAGAUCAAGGGCGGACCGACCAUCAGAAUCAACGAUCCCAACGCCGUAUACUCUGUGGGAUACACCAAGUCUGGAUUUUACACCGCUGAUGACGAGAAUCCGUCCAUCACUGCCUUCAGCGGAUUCCCUAUGUGCAUUCCGAGAUCAUCCUCAGACCCCCUUUGUCCCUCGAGCAACAGACCAGCAGGUCGAAGCACCUUUGCAGCACCCGACCCAUUGAAGAUGGCGCCCUUCCAAGUCGGAGACUAUCUCGAGUACUCUGGCAUCAACGACGGUGGCACUAUUGUUUGCUACGCCAUCGUCGCACCUAAUGUACAGAUCACCACAUCUGGUGCACCAACAUACAUCCGUAUUGAGGAUGCUAUCAUUGGCAUCUACGAUGGAGGUGCCACAUCCGAGUUCGGCGAUUCCAGAUUCAUCGGUUAUACUUCUGAUCCGAACGCGGGCAUCUCUGUCUCCGCUAUUGAUGUCGACCCUUGCACGGGAGAGGAGACUGAAAGAAGCGUUGGUGCAGCGUCCUACAAGGCUGGUGAUGCUCGUAACAAAUUUACAUGGAGAGCUGGCACUACCACAUCCUCCAAAUACACCCGCGAAUAUGUCAUUCGUGCAUCGACUGGCGAGAAACUCACCGACAACAAGAUCAAUGCUGGUCGCUACGUUCAACCUGUCCUGGAGUUUUUGUUUCCCGAGCCAAACGUCCCUGGAAUAGUUCCACCGGUAAAUGAUUUCAGCAACAUGCCGUUCCUCGCUCAAGGCCUUGGAAGGGAUGAAGCUGGAAACCUCUGGGGACAACUCAACCCUUGGCCUGGUGCAGGUGCGCCUGCUACAACAAGCUGUGGACCCUACACGCCCCCAACUCCUACUUCCUCUUCUGCCUCCAGCACUGCAACUAAUGCUGAUCCCCCUGGUGCUGCUACAAGUGUACCCACUAUAGCAGUUGGAGGCACCCAGACGACUCGUCCUGGAGUUCAAGUCAAGCUUGGCUUCAAUGUCACCAACAAAGCCGACUUUACAGCCAACGACCUUACAUAUAGCUGGACUCAGGUCAGCGGACCCAGUGUUACUCUUUCAAGCGAUAGUGCUGCCACCCCAUCAUUUACCGCGCCCGCUGGCACAGCUAAAGCAACUUACAUCUUCAACAUCAAAGCCAGCAGCGCAUCAGCAGGUACAAGCGGAAAUGCAAACGUCACAGUCGUUAGCGAUCCUGCUGUUGCAGAUGUUGUUACCAUCGACAGCUACACAUACAACUCUUCAGGAGGCGGUUCUGUUUCGGUCACCGCGAGUACAAACAUCGUGGGCUACAAUGCGAACCUUAAGUUGUAUCUGACAAACACCGCCACUGGCACAGCCACCGCGAUGACUUACAAUGGAGGAGGAAAGUACAGUGUAAAUUUGCCGAAGACCAAGAAGCCAGCCAAUGGUAUUACUGUAGUGAGUGAUGGCAAAGGCAGCAAGAGCUUGACUGCCACAACGGCAUAA
Molecule: messenger RNA, 1857 nt
Organism: Aureobasidium pullulans EXF-150
Lineage: Eukaryota; Fungi; Ascomycota; Dothideomycetes; Dothideales; Saccotheciaceae
Exons: 5
Coding region: 1-1857 (618 amino acids)
Source: RefSeq, a predicted model, not a curated record